CACAUUUCAGGAGCAGCAACUUCACAGACCUCGCUUUUCACACAGUUCUUCACCAUGGCUCCCUACACUCUCACAUACUUCGCUAUCAAAGGCCGUGCUGGCCCUUUGAAGAUCCUGCUGGCGGACAAAGAGCAGCAGCUGAAGGAGAAUGUGGUGACCGUACAGGACUGGAUGAAGGGUGACAUAAGAGCCACAUGUCUCUUUGGACAGCUGCCUAAAUUUGAAGACGGUGACCUGGUGCUGUAUCAGUCCAAUGCCAUACUCAGACAUUUGGGACGAAAACAUGGUGCGUAUGGAAAGAACGACUGUGAGGCUUCUCUCAUUGACAUGAUGAAUGAUGCAGCUCAAGAUCUUCGCCAGAAAUACAUAAAGCUGAUCUACCAGGAAUAUGAGACCGGUAAAGAAGCGUUCAUCAAAGAUCUGCCCAACGAGUUCAAACCAUUUGAAAAUAUUCUGGCCAAAAGCAAAACAGGAUUCCUGGUUGGUGAUCAGAUCUCACUUGCAGACUACAACCUGUUCGAUCUCCUGCUGAAUCUGAAGGUGCUUUCUCCCUCCUGUCUGGACUCUUUCCCGUCUCUCAAGAGCUUUGUGGACAAGAUCUCUGCCCGUCCCAAAGUCAAAGCUCUGCUGGAGUGCGAGAACUUUAAGAAACUGCCCAUCAACGGCAACGGCAAACAGUGAAUUAACAGAACGUUGAUACAACGUUCUCAAAUG
Molecule: messenger RNA, 714 nt
Organism: Danio rerio (zebrafish)
Lineage: Eukaryota; Metazoa; Chordata; Actinopteri; Cypriniformes; Danionidae
Gene: gstp1.1
Product: glutathione S-transferase pi 1.1
Biological process (GO): glutathione metabolic process
Cellular component (GO): nucleus; cytoplasm; mitochondrion
Molecular function (GO): glutathione transferase activity
Source: RefSeq, marked provisional